CCCAAGCCCGUAAAACCCAAGCCCCCAAAACAAGGUUCUCUAACCCAACGCCAUGAAUCUGGCAUCGCUGCGUCCUCUUCUACCUUUCUCCGGCCAAAAACUGCUGCACGAACACCGCACCGGAGCUCUUCUCCGCCACGUCUGCGGUCGUCUCUGACACUCUGUUUUCUCAAUUCCGCAGUCUAUUGUUCAGUGCUAUUGCUUCUGUCCCUUUGGAUAAAACGGUUUGUUGUGUUCUGGUGACACAUUGAACCAGAGAGAGAGUUUGAAAGAAGGAUGGAGGGUUCGCGACGGCUUCAAGGACAGUCUAUAGGAGUUUUCAGUGAAGGGAUUGGUUUAGUUUUAUUUCGCUGGUCGGCUCUUCAAACGGCUGUUGAGAAUGAAUGGGGUGGCCGGGAGUCCCGUGUUAAAGCCGAUCAACUUGCGUGUGAGAUACUGUCCUGGUUCACUCAAUCCAAAGAGCCACUUUAUAUUGAUGACUUAGAAGACUUACUGGAUCAAGGUAUGCUUUCUCUCAAUGUAGAGGUCGAGGAUGGCAGCGUUGAAGAGGUAGCUGAAAAACUAAUGAUUAUGCACGAAGAAUUCUUAGAAGGUAAUUUUAGUUCUUUCGAAGAUCUCAGGAAAGCCAAUCUUGAGCAAGCUGCCCAUCCUCGUGUAACGCAGAUUGUAAAUGAUGAUGAAGACGAUACAGAUCAAGAUGAUGAUAAUGAUGAAAACAUGAUCGUGGAUGAUAAUUCUUCAAACAUGAAUCUAGAAAUUCCAACAUCUGACUCAAACAUGAAUUCAGUGAACAGGCCAGUAAAUGGGCCUCUGCCAAAGGUUUCAGGUGAAGCAGAUGAUGGAUGGGUUGAAGUUUCAAACAGAAAAAAUAAGGGUAGAAAAAGAUAGAUGAAAAACAUUUAAAAUUUUGUUUCAAGGAUUUGUCCUCCUCUUUUAUUCUUGUGCUUUUUGAAGUAUUGCAAACCUCCUCGAGGUGUGUAACUGCGUAUCAGGGAUUUAUGUUUUACUUAUUUGAAAGGUUUCCUCCCUGCAAAGAAUUUAAAAAUAUGAGCAUAUACAAAUUCUGG
Cajanus cajan (pigeon pea) is the source of this 1067-nucleotide messenger RNA. RefSeq lists its product as uncharacterized. The record is from RefSeq and is a predicted model, not a curated record. Lineage: Eukaryota; Viridiplantae; Streptophyta; Magnoliopsida; Fabales; Fabaceae.